AUGAAUUUCUCUUCUUCUGUGGUUCUUUGGAUAGUUCAUUAUACCCCAAGAACAAGAAAGCUAACUCCUGACAUGAUGUUAUCGCGCCGUUUCUUUUAUCUUCUGGCUUUGCUGCUAAGUGUGGCAAUUGUCUGUGUGGCGGCUGACGUCACUUCUAUUGUUGACAAAGCCACUGCUGAGGUGGAAGCUCAGGUUGAUGCUUCGCGAGCGGCGGCGGCUAAAGCUGUUGCUGACGCUCAAGCUUCGGCUCUUGCUGCUGCUCGCUCUGCUGCUGACUCU
Trypanosoma theileri is the source of this 279-nucleotide messenger RNA. RefSeq lists its product as uncharacterized. The transcript has a single exon. The annotation marks the transcript as partial. The record is from RefSeq and is a predicted model, not a curated record. NCBI's taxonomy places the organism in Eukaryota, Euglenozoa, Kinetoplastea, Trypanosomatida, Trypanosomatidae.